UGGUUCCGCCCAUUCCUCUCAUUCCCUUGACGACUCCAGUCACGCCAAGUUGCUCAACAAUGCUGCGGUUGAGUUCUUCUACAGUCCCAUGACUCUUUCAACGACUCCUGUUGUAACUUCAUUCAGGAUUUGAUUGUUUUUAGAACAUUUAAAGGCAAUUUUUCCAUCAUUGAAAAGUACCGUCGCAGAUCCAGGAACCUUGGAAAUGUGGAUGUUGUGAUCGAAGGAAUGGCGGUCUGUUAGGAAUGUUCACAACUUUAAUAUUAGAUAGGUUUUUUUGAGUAACAUCAACCUGGAUUUGAAAAUGGGACUACAAAAGAUGCUAUGUUGUUUGUUUGUUGCUGCUUGUGUUGGGCUGAUUUCGGGAAGUCUAACGAGCUGUGAUGAAGUGCGCAAAGUUUUUCAGCUGCGGCAGAUUGGACCAGUGAAAUCACUGCCCGAGAGACCGAGAGAAGGUUCGGACCUCCAGGUGUGCCAGUCCAGGAACCUGACCUGCUGUUCUAAGAAGAUGGAGGAGAGGUAUCAGGUGGCGGCCCGGCGGGAUGUUCAGAACCUCCUCCAGACCUCCUCCGCCAGCCUCAAGUUCCUCAUCUCCAGGAACGUAGCAGCCUUCCAAGGUGAGUGGAGGGAGGGAGACAAGGAGACUGGGGUGGGAGGAGUGCAGCAAAGCAGGCGGGCCAUGUGUUGAGUGAGGGACUUUGUCUGCCGGGGCCCACAGCAACCAGAGCCUGCUAUCCUCCCGCUCUGAUCU
Oncorhynchus kisutch (coho salmon) is the source of this 751-nucleotide messenger RNA. Its product is annotated as glypican-5-like. NCBI's taxonomy places the organism in Eukaryota, Metazoa, Chordata, Actinopteri, Salmoniformes, Salmonidae. The transcript is spliced from 2 exons. The record is from RefSeq and is a predicted model, not a curated record. Gene Ontology annotation, biological process: cell migration; positive regulation of canonical Wnt signaling pathway; regulation of protein localization to membrane. Gene Ontology annotation, cellular component: plasma membrane; cell surface; extracellular region. Bases 305 to 688 code for a protein of 127 amino acids.